Dama dama (fallow deer) is the source of this 8322-nucleotide messenger RNA. RefSeq names its product BTB domain containing 7 (gene BTBD7). Gene Ontology annotation, biological process: morphogenesis of a branching epithelium; regulation of branching involved in salivary gland morphogenesis. The transcript is spliced from 13 exons. The record is from RefSeq and is a predicted model, not a curated record. NCBI's taxonomy places the organism in Eukaryota, Metazoa, Chordata, Mammalia, Artiodactyla, Cervidae. Gene Ontology annotation, molecular function: protein binding. The coding region runs from base 382 to 3849 and encodes 1155 amino acids.
GCGGCGAGGGGAACCUGGAGAAGCCCCGGAGCCUGAGCCACUGACAGGAGCGGAGAGGGGGGCGGUGGCGGCGACGGCAGGAGGAGGAUGGCCCGGGGCGCUGGCGCCGGUGCGGACGGCGGUGCUGGCGGCGGCGGCGGCGGGGGUGACGGCCGCGGUCCCAGCGGCGGCAGCAGCAGCGGCGGGAGGAGCCUCCGGGCAUUGCCAACCACAUUGCAAAGUAGACCUUAUCAUCAUCCCACUUCUUCGUUUCCACCACCUCCCUCACCAACUAGAAAUGGAUGAAAAGAGGCUACUGGAUCCAGGGUUGAAAGUUCGUAAAGGCCUCUGGGAUCAUACUCUGAAGAACCAGCAGAUGGAAUGCCUGAGUGACUGAAGAAAAUGGGUGCUAAUGCAUCUAGCUAUCCUCAUUCAUGUUCCCCGAGGGUAGGGGGAAAUUCUCAAGCCCAGCAGACUUUUAUAGGGACAUCAUCCUAUUCUCAGCAAGGCUAUGGUUGUGAAUCAAAAUUAUAUAGUCUUGACCAUGGCCAUGAAAAACCACAAGACAAAAAAAAGAGAACCUCUGGCCUUGCCACCCUCAAAAAGAAGUUUAUCAAGCGUCGAAAAUCUAAUCGGUCUGCUGAUCACGCCAAGCAGAUGCGAGAACUCCUCUCUGGGUGGGAUGUUCGAGAUGUCAAUGCGUUAGUGGAGGAAUAUGAGGGAACUUCAGCCUUAAAGGAGCUUUCUUUACAAGCCAGUGUGGCUAGACCAGAAGCCCGGACAUUGCAAAAAGAUAUGGCCGAUCUUUAUGAGUACAAAUAUUGUACUGAUGUAGACUUAAUAUUUCAAGAAACUUGCUUUCCUGUUCAUCGUGCCAUUUUGGCAGCAAGAUGUCCAUUUUUUAAAACACUACUUUCCUCCUCACCUGAGUAUGGGGCAGAGAUCAUCAUGGACAUCAAUACAGCUGGUAUAGAUAUGCCCAUGUUUUCUGCUUUGCUCCACUACCUUUACACAGGAGAGUUUGGAAUGGAGGACUCAAGGUUUCAAAAUGUUGAUAUCCUCGUUCAGCUUAGGGAAGAAUUUGGAACACCAAAUUCCCUUGAUGUAGAUAUGCGUGGACUCUUUGAUUACAUGUGCUAUUAUGAUGUCGUCCUUAGUUUUUCUUCAGACUCUGAACUGGUUGAAGCUUUUGGUGGAAGUCAGAACUGUUUAGAUGAAGAGCUCAAAGCUCAUAAGGCUAUUAUUUCAGCACGGUCCCCAUUUUUUCGAAAUUUAUUACAAAGAAGGAUACGGACUGGUGAAGAAAUCACAGACCGAACUUUGAGGACUCCCACAAGAAUUAUAUUAGAUGAGUCCAUUAUACCAAAAAAAUACGCAAAAGUGAUAUUACACUGUAUGUAUACCGACAUGGUGGACCUGGCCGUUUUGCACUGUAGCCCCUCUGUGGGGAGUCUCAGUGAAGUUCAGGCUCUCGUCGCAGGGAAGCCAAACAUGACCAGGGCAGAAGAAGCCAUGGAGCUUUACCACAUAGCACUGUUCUUGGAAUUUAACAUGCUUGCACAAGGCUGUGAGGAUAUCAUUGCUGAAAGCAUCUCAUUAGAUACCUUAAUUGCCAUCCUCAAGUGGAGCUCUCAUCCAUAUGGCUCUAAGUGGGUACACCGACAAGCUUUACAUUUCCUCUGUGAGGAAUUUUCCCAGGUCAUGACUUCGGAUGUUUUUUAUGAACUCAGCAAAGACCAUCUGCUUACUGCUAUCCAGUCUGACUACCUACAGGCAAGUGAACAAGAUAUCCUUAAAUAUCUGAUUAAAUGGGGUGAGCAUCAGUUAAUGAAGAGAAUAGCAGACAGAGAGCCAAACUUACUGAGUGGCACUGCUCAUAGUGUGAACAAGAGAGGAGUGAAAAGACGGGACCUAGACAUCGAAGAGCUUAGAGAGAUCCUUUCCUCUCUCUUACCUUUUGUGCGAAUUGAACACAUCUUGCCUAUAAACAGUGAAGUCCUAAGUGAUGCAAUGAAAAGAGGCUUGAUUAGUACUCCUCCAUCAGAUAUGCUUCCUACAACAGAAGGUGGAAAGUCAAAUGCCUGGUUACGGCAAAAAAAUGCUGGAAUCUAUGUUCGUCCUCGACUGUUCUCUCCCUACGUAGAAGAAGCAAAGUCAGUGCUAGACGAGAUGAUGGUGGAACAAACAGAUCUUGUGCGUUUGCGAAUGGUUAGAAUGUCCAAUGUGCCAGACACACUCUACAUGGUCAAUAACGCUGUGCCACAGUGCUGCCACGUGAUCAGCCACCAGCAGAUCAGCAGCAACCAGUCAAGCCCUCCUUCAGUGGUAGCAAACGAAAUCCCAGUUCCCCGUCUCCUCGUCAUGAAGGACAUGGUCAGACGUCUGCAGGAGCUGCGGCACACGGAACAGGUGCAGAGGGCCUACGCGCUCAACUGCGGGGAGGGCGCCACGGUCAGCUACGAGAUCCAGAUCCGCGUGCUGAGAGAGUUCGGGCUCGCCGACGCCGCGGCGGAGCUCCUGCAGUUUUUAUUUCAGACUGAAUGCGUACAGAUGUUUUAUCAGAAAGUUCUAGGAGGAUCUUCACUUGUAUGCCUUUUCUGCUUUUGGCUUUUAAUGAAUCCUCACAAAUUCUUCCCUGAUGAACGCUUUGGAGAUGAAAGUCCACUCUUGACAAUGAGACAGUCUGGGAGAGGUCGAGUUAACAGCACCCCCACUGCAGAAACCAUGUUUACAGACCUGGACUCUUUCGUGGCCUUCCAUCCACCCUUACCCCCACCACCACCUCCCUACCACCCGCCAGCGACUCCAGUCCACAACCAGCUCAAAGCAGGCUGGAAGCAGAGACCUCCCAGUCAGCAUCCGUCGCGUUCGUUUUCGUAUCCCUGUAAUCACUCACUGUUUCACUCCAGAGCAGCCCCUAAAGCUGGCCCGCCUCCAGUCUACUUGCCAGGUGUGAAGGCAGCGGCCCCUGACUGUGCCAGCACCACGGGGCUUGGGAGACAGACGGUGGCCGCCGCCGCCGCCGCCUCAGCAGCAGUAGCAUCUGAGAAACAAGUGUGCACACAACCUGUGCUAAACGAUCUAAUGCCAGAUAUUGCCAUGGGUGUGUCCACGCUGUCACUCAAGGACAGGAGGCUUCCAGAACUUGCUGUGGACACAGAAUUAAGCCAGGCAGUUUCUGAAGUAGGACCAGGGCCUCCCCAGCAUCUAUCGUGUAUUUCACAGAGGCAUACACACACGUCUCGAAAGAAACAUACACUAGAGCAAAAAACAGAUGCUCGAGAAAAUCAGCAGGAAUAUCCGGAUUUCUAUGACUUCUCAAAUGCUGCUUGCAGACCAUCCACUCCUGCCCCUGGCAGACGUACCCCCUCCCCUUCACAAGGUGGAUAUCUUGGUCCCGAUUUGUAUAGCCACAAUAAGGCAUCACCAAGUGGCUUAAAGUCAGCCUACCUACCAGGCCAGACCUCGCCUAAAAAGCAGGAAGAAACUAGGAGAGAAUAUCCACUUCCCCCCGACGGGCAUCCACACAGACAGAAGAGUGAGCCGAUACACCUCGACGUUGUUGAGCAGCCUCCCCAGCGGCCAGAUUUUCCCUUGGCAGCCCCAGAAAAUGCCGGCAAUGGUUCAGCCCAUGUCAGGGGGCGAGCAGCAAUGGAGACUGACUUGACUUUUGGGCUGACUCCUAACAGACCUUCACAUUCUGCAUGUAGCUCUGAAGCUCCAGAAGAGAGAUCUGGCAGAAGACUGGCAGAUGAGUCCCUGGGCCAUGUAGCUCAGCGAAAUACAGAUUUGGAAAGGGAAGAUUCAAUCAGCAGAGGAAGGAGGUCCCCGAGCAAGCCAGACUUCCUCUACAAAAAGUCUGCCCUCUGAGAGCAACCUCCAAGUCGUCCGUGCCUGAGAUGUGAAACAUCCCAUUUUAUGAUGUAACCCAACAACUUAGAGACCAGUUUAUUGAUGCCAGCUGAUAACUCAGUUUCACAUUAUUUUAUUCUAGUUUUUGUAUAUACAUGUUUAUUAGACAUGGCAUGCUAAGAGGGUUAUUUUGAAUGCUGCAUCUGUCUGUUUUGUGUUUGAACAGUUGUGUGGGAAAGCAUUUUUAAGAACAAGCAAGCUGGCACUUUUUUUUUUCCCCUCUUUACAAACAAUGGAAUUUUUUUGCACUUGGACCUUUGUUUUAUCUGUAUUGGUUUUAUAUCAGUAUGUUAAACUUUAUUGCCACAUUUAAAGAACUGUAUUUUCAUACUUUUUUGCAUUUUACCUUUCAUCUACCUAUUUCCACGUGCAUUGGAUUGCACACUAAGAUGUAUUUUCUUAUUAAAUAGUUCUGUGUUUAUUUUUUAAUUAUAGAAAUUCCAAAGAACAGCACAUCAAAAUGCUCCUCUCUUUUCCGUAGUUGUUUCAGUUCAGAAACCUUCCUGCUCAGUCUUCAUAAAUCUCAUGUCAUCCUAUUUAAAUAAGUCCUGGAAGCUGAUCUUCAUUCCUCCAGCAGGAGCCCAAUCAGAAAUCCUGAAGUUUUCCUGGUUCAGGAAAGAACAAGGAGAAAAGCCUUCUGCGUCCAGGCAAAAGCUUGUUGUUUCAUCCACAGUGCAGACUCUUGUUAGAAUCACUGCAGGUUCUGGUCAUGUGGAUUAGAGUUUCACUAGAUGAGGUUUGAAAGAGAUCAGCUUUCUUGGAAUCCUAAAGCAGUGGAAUUAGUAACUUAAGCUUGCACUACGGGAUCGCUGCUUCUGAGCAUCAACUCAGCAGCUGAGGGGGGAGUGACUGCUUGCUGCCUUCAGUUGUCCUGCUCUCUGGUGGGGAAGAAAAAAAACAAAAGGGCUUGAGUUUUAUGGAUGUCAUUGGUGUUUGUAAGUAGAUGUUUUACGUGUUUUUCAAAGUGUGUCAGAAUUUUGGUGUCCUUUAAAAAGUUAUUGUAUAAUGCAUAAUGCUUUGUCACCAAAAAAGAAAAACCAUUUUUUUUUUCCAGUGAAACACUACAUGUCCUACUUGAACUCCACUGGGGACGCUGGUUUGGGAUUUUACUGAACCACUGAGCACAUGGGAUCUUUUAAGAUCCUUUCCCUUAGAAGGGCAAUGUGUGAGCUAAGGACUGUUGUUUUCUUACUCUCCAAUGUAAAUAUAUUAGCAUUUGAGUUUUUAAAUCACUUCAACAUUAUUUGAGCAUUCACUUUGUAUUUUUACACAUAACACCCAGCCGUAGCACUUAGAAGAAAAGAGACUUUCUGAGCACUCCCUCGCUUGAAGAAUGUUCGGGAGCCUCCUCUCUGUGUAUGUAUAUAUACAUAUAUACAACUCUGAAUCACUCACACUCACUCUAAAACUAUGCAGGGCUAGGGAGCCUUUACAAGCUAUCAUAUAAAUGAAUUACAUGCACUUUUAAGUAAAUAGGUUUCUAUUGGAUGUCAACAACUCUGAUUUUUCCCGAAACUGUAGUUUCUCUUACAGUCUCUUCCUACUUUACCCUGUGGAUAUACACUCAGGAAUAAUCUGACAUUUUAAAAAAUCCUAACAGUAGAUAGUCUCAAAACUGGGAACAUGUCAGUUGAUCUGUCUACACCGGCAAACCGCUGCCUCUCGCUCCGCUGCCUGACUAGUUAGCUGCUGCCCGUGCAAUCCGUCGAUGUUGGCCACGCUGCACACCAAGCCCUGGGUCUCCCAGAGUCAGCACCAGGCUGCUAUGAGAUCAGCUGCAUAUCAUCACCUCUGAGGUUCCUUUUUUUUUUUAAGAGACGGAAAACUUUAGGACUCUGUUCUCAUUUUUAGGAGGUUUGACCUUUUGUAAUAAGAUGACGGUAUCUUUUGAAACUAAUCUCUGUUUGUCUCUCCUCAGAAACAAAAAAUAUUCAUUCCAUCGCAUUCCUUAAGGUGUAUUAUGUACAUGUGUUGACAUGAAUUCUUUUGAUACAGUUUUAAAUUUCUCUUCUGAAUUCAGACUGUGCUGUGCUGUGCUGGUACUGCAAUUAAGAGUGAGUAGAUAUAGUUGGUGGGGAAGUCUUUCUGAUCUCCAACCUGUUUUUUUGUGUUUGUUUUUUUUAAAGACAUAAGAGCUAUUGAUGCCCCACAUGGCAUAUUUCUGAAAAUCUAUUAAAUAUUCUUUCAUGUCCCCAAAAUAUAAAAGAAGUGACCCACUGUUAGUAGUUUUAUUUAAUUUAUGAAGUUUGUUUUUAAUAAUUGGGCAGCAUACCUGGCUGAACUGUGUAUAGAGAGAAACGUGCUGUGGGCCUGUGGACUGCUGUGACUUGCAGAGGGUGAACAGACGUGGGUUAGGGUAGGGUUAAUGGAUUUUUAAUGUGUCUCGUGAAAUAUGGUCAGUAGGGUAGGUUGAAUAGCUAUGUGCCUCUGGCUUUUGACCCCAUCUCUUCAAUCUUUUUUAAUGCUUCGUAAGCAUUAAAAUCUUUCAGUGCUGUACUAAGAUAAAUGUGAAGUCUGAGUAAGAUUGCUCUGAGAAAUUAACAUGUAUAAUAUAAAACUUAGGCCGUAGGGCCUAGCGUUUUACUCGGUGUAGAAACUUCCUGAGAACCAAAUCUCAACACACCAGAUCUCCUCUUGAGGCCAUGGACAAUCAGGCCGUUAGACAAUCGCCACUUUUGGGGCCCACCAUGUUGAGGUUGGCGAAUGCCAGCUAGACCCUGGAGUGGAAGCAGAGGAUCCGCGUUUCUUCAAGAUGCUGUUGGUCUUGUUCUUACAUUUUUGUUUUAAUUCUAUGAUCUUGAUUAAUAAUUUCAGUUCAGAGUCAUAGGUAUGACUCCUAAGGGGAAAAGAUAGCAAGAAAGGCAAAACAUAUUCCUGAAAAAAGAGUCGUUUGAAUUGUUCACGUACCAUGCAUAAGCUUUCUCAGCGCCCCUGUAGCUUUUUCUAAGCACAUCCCUAGACCUAAGCUCUCCUGACAUUUCGGUAACCAGGUAGAUUUUAAGGAUUUUAAAUGACUUCUUUUUAUUUGAGUUAUUUUUUGUUAUUAUUGAACUCUCUAUGAAACUUUACCUAAUUCUUGUUUAUGCCUCCUUAAAAAAAAAAAAACAAAACCUGUUCUUCAUUGGGUUUUCUUUGGAUUUGUUCUUCAAACUUGAGUAGCAGUGGAUAGCGCUUGUCCACUGAUGGAUGGAAAACAGCACGUGCAGUCUCAGCAGAGGGUACAAAGCUGACCCCGCCGUGUGUCGGUCUCUAGAGGUCUCAGUAACAACUCGGCAAAAUAUGUAUUUUCAUGUUUAAAUCUGCCUUUUAGGGAAAAUAAGUUUCGUGAAACACUUGUAAGAUACCUGUUCACAAUUCUAAAGCAUUUAUGUUUUUAUCUUAGGACUGAACUCAAAGGGAAAUGUUUGACUUUUUAAUUAUUUGGUUGACCUUUAACUUACUGUUGAAAGUUACUAUUAAAGCAGCAGUGAUGGGUGCUACUCCCCGUUCUGCAGUAGUUUACUUUGUCUACUAAGGAGUUUGCUUUCAAACCUCAUUACAGAUAACCUUACUAAAAGAGUUACCGUCACACACUAAAGGGUAUUGUGCUAUUUUUCCAUUAACACUAUUGUAUAAACAAUGUUCUAUGAAAUGUUAAGUUGUCUCUUUGUCCUGUUGAUUGCAAUAGCUGUUAUGUAAUUGUUGUAUUGGCAAGUCUUUUGAUUUUUUUUUUUUUCCCUCUAGAAAACCCUCAGACCAUGAGUCUCAAUCUUCCAUAUUCUGAAUAUUAUAAUGCUGUGGCCAUUUCUGUAGAAAGAUGACUCGCAAGUGUGUAUCUUGAAAAUAACCUCUUGUGUUUGAGUGUUUACGUGGGUUCUGUCUUAAGAGCUGAGAGGAGCUCUGGAAGCUUCAUGGUGUACCUGCACAUGACUGUGUGUGUGGGUUCGAUGGGCAGGUGGGACGGAACCUUGCCCUUAGGUGGGGUGACUGAGAGAGAGAUUCCUGAACUCCACUUGCUGUUUAUGCACCACGUCUGCACUUGAGAGAGGUGGUGUCUUCUACAACACUGCAUUUCUUGUGGUUGUGCUGUUACUGGUAUAAAGUCAAGUGCCUUCAAUGCUAAAGGCUCAGAAAUUUUUCUUAAAACUGAUUUCAUGUCCUAUGCAAGUGUUUUCUACAACCUGCAUAACCAGUACUUUGUAAAACUUGUUUACGCUUCGACUGUACAUAGUGUUUUUUAAAGAAAUACAUAGUAUUUUUAUUUAGGUACCUCCGAACUUGAACUCGUCUGUGGGAAGCAUUGUAAAACGAUCGAUCCAUUUCUCUUUUGAGUACCAUUACGGUUGUACAGAGGUUUUCACUGGUUCUAUUUUUCUACUGUUACUGACAAGCAUGUAACACUGACUUUAUCCUACAUAUAGUUGGCGUUUCAAAUAAAUGGCUUGGAUAGAA